CUCCACGGCUGCAGUAGUAGUACAAGGACCUGUUGUUUGGUUUGGCUCCACGGCUGCAGUAGCAUUGCAAGGAACAGUUUUGUAUUUGGCUCCACGGCUGCAAGUGGCAGUGCAAGACCAGUUUUUGUAUUUGGCUCUGCCUAUGAGAAGAUUUGAUGGCUUCCCUCAACAGGAAAGCAUUUUGAUCGGUGAAUUGUUGUUUGGGUCGCCCUUUACUGUGGGGCAUGCAGAACAUUAG
Molecule: messenger RNA, 238 nt
Organism: Dentiscutata heterogama
Lineage: Eukaryota; Fungi; Glomeromycota; Glomeromycetes; Diversisporales; Gigasporaceae
Source: the annotation of a GenBank genome assembly